CCCCCGCGGCCCCCUCGCCUCGCAGACAGUCAGUGGGUCGGGCUCGCGCGUGACGCCUCACUCCCCUUCCUCCACCCGCGGCAGCAAGGUGAGGGGAGCACGGCCGCUCGACGCUCCUUACUGACGGUGCGAUGCUUUACGCCGAGGAUCGAUCCCCCGUGUACGCCGUGUGUUGCUGAGAGAAAGACCCAGUGAAGCUUAGACGAAGGAAAGAAAAAGACCUCAUGGGGAGGGAACAUUUGUGCUCGACCAUAAUGGUGAUGCAAUGACCGCCGCUCAAGUUUUUAGCGUCGUCAUCGAAGUACUGCUCCGUACGUGUCCCGUUCGUGACCAUGAAAAACACCGCGCACCCAGCUGGGAUUUAGUGGGGCGGCCCAUGUUAUUCCCGCGGAUUAUGAUCAUUUAGAAGGAAUACUGAACUUGAAUCUCAGAAAACUUGAGUAAAAGAAGCGCGCGGACUUCAAGUGUGCCGAGGCCUCCCCCUCACUCUCCCGCGUCGUGGCUGGGAGGAGGGCGUGGGAGGUGCAUGUGUGUGAGAGGUGACAGUGGUGGUGGCGGCGUUACUUGUGGCGGUGACGGUGGUAGAAGUGGCGGCGGCGACAGCAGCGGUGAUAGCGGUGUUGGUGUUUGUGGAGGUGGUGAGGGUGGUAGCAGGCGCCUCACUCCUGUCACACCCCUGUCCUCGAACUCACACGGGGGUUGAGUGACACAUUCAAACCCUCCCCGUGGCACAUCAUGGUACCCUCCCUGCCGCCCCUACGGCCCCUGCUGCACGCACUGCCCCCUGCCGUUGUUGCUGCUGCCUACAGAUUGGUCACCUUAGACGCCGGUGUGUGAGACAGAGGAACACGCCCUCUCGCAGUCUCCGCCCAUGACUGACUCCAUCUUGCUCCAGGCCUGUGUCGAUUCCUUCCAGCACGUCAACCUCUCGGCUCAUGAGCGCUGGUGCAACGCCACUUGGGACAUGGUGCUGUGCUGGCCCCCCACGCCCGCCGGGGCGAGUGCCCAGCUGCCCUGCCCACCGGUCAAGGGGGUCGACCCCUCCAAGUCUGUGCACAAGUGGUGUGACUUAUCCGGGCGAUGGAUGGGCAAGACGCAAGGGGACUUCAAGAACCCUCAAGGCUGGACAAACUACACGGUCUGCUUCACUAAGGCCAUCCAGGAGAUCAUCAGAGAGCUCUACAAGGAAUCGGCGGAGGAUGCGCAGACGAAGCUCAACAUCGCCCUGGGGACGCGCAUCAUGGAAAUCAUCGGCCUCAGCCUCUCCCUGGCGUCCCUCUGCAUCUCACUCGCCAUUUUCUUCUACUUCAGGAGCCUCAAGAACAACCGGACGCGCAUCCACCGUAACCUGUUCGUGGCGAUGGUGAUCCAGGUGAUGAUCCGCCUCGUGCUCUACAUCGACCAGGCCAUCAUCCGCGGCCACAUCGUCGGCUACUCCACCAACACCAACACCAACACCUCCCGCCAGGGCAUCGACAACACGCCCGUGCUCUGCGAGGCCUCCUACGUGUUGCUGGAGUACGCCCGCACCGCCAUGUUCAUGUGGAUGUUCAUCGAGGGGCUCUACCUGCACAACAAAAUUACAGUGACGGUGUUCCAGCACAAGUUCUACUACAGCGUGUACCAUGCGGUGGGCUGGGGCGUGCCGGUGCUCAUGACCGCCGCCUGGGCCACCGCCACGGCCAUGCUCUACGGAUCAAGGUGCUGGUGGGGCUACAACUUCACCUCCUACUUCUGGAUCCUGGAGGGGCCGCGCUUCUCCGUCAUAUCCCUGAACAUGGUGUUUCUGCUCAACAUCAUCCGCGUGCUGGUGACGAAGCUGCGGCAGAGUAACUCCAGCGAGGCACUUCAAGUCAGGAAGGCAGUGAAGGCCGCCAUCGUACUGCUGCCGCUCCUGGGCAUCACCAAUGUGCUCAACAUGAUCGUGGCGCCGCUGGGCAGGUCGGCGGCGGAGUUCGGUUUGUGGUCCUACGCCACACACUUCCUCACCUCCUUCCAAGGGUUCUUCAUCGCCCUCCUCUACUGCUUCCUCAACGGCGAGGUACGCACGGCGGUGAGGAAGUACGUGGACAACUACUUGCUCCACCGCAGUGCCGGGGUGCGCCGAGGCUCGGGUCUGUCGUCUGUGUUCCUCACCACGGUAACGGACCUGCCCAGAGACCACCACGGCCGGGCCAGACACCUGUGUUCCUGUUUCCGCGGCAGCCAGAGCCCGACACAUGGGCCGUACUUAUGACAGUUGGGGCGGCUCCCAGGCUGCCCGAGGCGGGGAGGAAGGGGGCCCUCAUCACACCACGCGCGAAAGAAGCGAUCCCACGACCAGUCUACGUUUAGCACGGGACGGAGGGAGGGCGCUGGCACCGCUCACACCACCCCGGCCACCCUCCAUGCCACCCGCAACGACCACUCCUUCGCAGAGUCUACCACCACCCCUUCCAACACAUACCAACUAGCACCCGAGGCUGACCUCGACACCACUGACGGCAUGGUGUCCUCAGACAGGUCGCAGGCGGCACUCAACUGCUCCCGUCAGCAAAGCCAUUUCAGCCUACCGGAGGCACAGUUGGAAUGCACUAAAUCCCGCCACGAGGAGCCGGAAGCCGAGAACGGCCCGGAUUACAGUUUCAACGACACCUCUGCCACGCCGCUCAGACUCAUGGAGGACGGGCGGGAGGGACAGGAGGGCAUCCUGCUCAAGACUCUCAGGCCUUACAGGACAUACUCCCUCCGAGUCGCCAAAAAGCCCUCGCUCCACCAGCAGGAGCAGGACAGCAGACUAAGUAAUGGCCCAUCAAGGAGCCACUUCGGCGUCUUCGGUGGGCAGCCGCUUACAGGGGACGACAUGACUUGUAGGAAUAACGCCUCGGCUGGGUCAGCGCCGAAGGGCUGCUCCACAAUGGUGCACUGCAAGUCCUGUCAGGCCAUCACCGCGCGGGAUGUCACGCCAGACGGGGAGCGAGACGACGAGAUGCAGGAGAAAGAGGACGAAGGCCGGGAGGACGAUGAUGAGGCGUCGUCAGAGUCGGGCUGUUCCGACCCCCACUCCGAGAUGGAGGUAAUCAUGACCACGUCCUGCUAGCGUCGUCUCGCUCCAUCCAUCACCCCAGCCCUUGUUCUGCCGGCGCCUCCCGCUCGGUGCCGCCCACCAUAUACGCAGCAGGUGGGAGAGGAGACCCACCUGCCGCUGUUACGUCACCGAGCUAAGGAAACGCUGCCCGCCGCCCACUGCCGCGCCCUCUCCAUCAGGAGACCCGAGCCUCCCCACGCAGACAGGAGUCGCCCUCACAGCUCGCGCCCCGACUGUUCCGUACUUACACUCAGACCACUCGAGCCUUGAUAAUAUUAGGUUAAGUCUUGGUAGUUAAGCUUUACAUACACAUGUUUUAUUUAGCGUCUUUGCAUACCCGCGAGGGGAACAGCAGCUUGCACUCCGGCUGACGAAGUACCACAAACCUUUUAGUGGAUUUACACUUUGUUCAUCAUCUUUUAUUUUGGCUUUACAAGGCUGCCACUACAAUGCUUACACAAAAACAAAAAUUACUGAUGCUUAAGCUCAUAAUCCAUGUCGCGGCCUUCCGGAACUCUGGUGUAACCAAGAAAAUCCAAGUUCAGGUCGACCACCCACACAAGCGGUGGUAGAACAAGACCCAUGUGAACCCUUCCUGGAGGGCCACACUCCAUCACUCCCCUGAGCGGUGCCGGUGUGAGGGAAGAUGGCGAGGACCCAGGGCCCUGCACCAUCCCGCCGGAAGGGACUACAGGAGUCCUUUGGAGACUGGAGGGCUCUUAGUACGCUGGCGAGAGGCUCCGUUACAUACGGGGCACGACACCCUCUCCCUUCAGGCGAGACGGGGUGUUCAAUAAUACUAUCGUGUCAGUACACCCGCGACCUUGGACCCAUCAAGGGAGAACGGCCACGAGGCACGAGCAGGGCCAGCACAGCCUCCACGGCGUUUUCCGCUACUCGUGAGAAAUUUAUCACAGAAAGAAGCAGCUCCUCCCUGUUGCCACGGCAGGGACGUCAAGCCUCUGGAACACCAUGGCAAAGCUGGCAAGAGGCUACUCGACCCGCAACCUGAUAAUGUGAUAACACUUACCUCAACCCCGUUACUCCAGUCCCCGUAGCCUCUGUCCCUCUCCGUUAGUGUACACCCGCUUGUAGCUACCCUAGACCGGUAGUAGUCUGACUAUAACGUUAUGACUGUAGCAGGUAAGCUGUGUUUUCGAUAAGUACAAACUGUGAUAGGAGCAUUGGAGAGCAUGGCACUAAGAGCAUUUAAUUGUUAAUCUUAGAUGUAUAAGAAAGAUCCAGAUAUAUUCCUGAAUGGCAUUCUAUACCUUUACAUUUAAGGUAACGUUAACCCGUAAAUUUAAACAAAAAACAGUGACUUGAACCAGCAUUUGUAGAAGCUAAGGAGAAAGCAAAGCGCAGACUUCUGAGCCUUGGCCGCCACGAGCCACAGCCUGGACCGAGGAACGCGGCCGCAAGGAGACUACCUAUCACUACUACCACCACCACCACCAGGAGGCGGCCGAGGCCCCAGCGCUGGCGGGAGGACUGCAUGGUGCCCCUCAAGGGAAGUCGCCCACCGGCCAUGUUGAACGAUGUAUAUUUUUUAUAUGAAGCAUUUUAUUAAGGGUGUGUCAGGUUCAACUUUUUUUAUGUAGUGUGCCCUCGAGUGACCCAACCAUGUGGUUAGGAUUGAAAUGAACAUAUUACUAUGAUUAUUAUCAUUAUUAUUAUUAAUAUUAUUAUUAUAAUUAUUAUUAUUACUAUCAUUACAAGCAUUAUCAUGUUACCAUAAAUGUAAUCAUGUGUGUGAACAUAAACUUAUGAAGAGACGAUAUGAUAGAGGUAAGUUAGAACUAUCUCCGUUUUUCUUACAAUCAUUUUUGUGGCGGGAAAAAGAGUAAGAGCAUUUUUUGUACAUCAUUCAACUAUUUUCCAUACUCAUACGUCAGCCAUCCACAGCCUCGCUCCCUUCCCCUGCCCGUCCCGCCCCCCGUAAUACCAUCCGCAUCCCACGAUGACCAGUUAUAAAUUUCUUGUUGAGCGCCAACUGGGAGACAGGUGCUGAAUGAUGAAUUUAUGAGCCCCUCACCUGCCCCCUGCUCCUCGUUCCCCCCUACCUACCCACCCCAUCACCCUCACCCUACCCCCACCUUCAUCCCCACCAGGGACAAUCCUCCAUACCGCCUUUUUCAAAUAACGUAUUCACAGAGUUCUUUAUCCUAUCCUGAAGACUUUUUUUUUUAUAUUGCGAUAACCACAGUGGGCUUCAUGUAGCCAUGAUGCAUUUUUACCUCUUUGCCCAAGUAACUCGUCACCAAAAUGACAAAGCGCUCUACCUAACCAGUCAUUCUUUUUUUAUAUUCAAAGAUAGCAAAAAAACUUGGUCCUAAAAUCAAUAACAUACGGCAGCUCAACGUUACUCUCUACCUGAACAAUCUUUUCCCUUGUCAAUCUGUCUGUUUCCACUAAAAAAAUAAAGUAUUUCCACUAGCAGUCAUUUUGUAACACAGCCAUUGGGACGCUGAAAUUCCUGUAACCCUGUAAAGCCACAACAAUAUAAUAAUAACUGCCUGGAAAUGCAAAAAACGCAAGGCUGAGUGAGUGUUCUAAAUGCAGUAAGAAUGGGAACGAAAAGAGAGGAAAGACUUUUAAACACGCGUGAAGUGGCCAAUGCGUGAAAUGUGUGAAAUGUUGAAGUGUUAGUUGAGAGCAGAACGAAAUUAUCGGCAGCGAAAUGUUGCGAGAAGCUAGUGAGAAGUGAUUAUUCUGCCUGGACACACGCUCAGAGGAUAUCCUAGCUCCAUCAAGGCUAAAGUGAUCAUAAACAACAAACAAAUAAAAGAACAUGUAAUAGAUGAAGAAGAAGAGGAAAUUGAAGAAGAAGAAGAAAAAGAUGAAGAAAAAAUAAAGAAGAGGAAGAAAGAAAAGGAAACGAAAAAGACCAAGAACAAUACAUAAGAAGAAAAAUAAUCAUGUGAAGUAAUUGAAAAUGAAGACAAAUUGUUAAAGAGGGAUGAAAAACUGCACGUGGUUACUGUUUUUAAUGAGUUUUCCUGGGAUCCAUAACUGAGGUCGCGGUUGCCAGACAUGCCCGGAGGCUAAAUCACUCCUCCCCACACUAGGCAUUGCGUAAGGAUUAACUAAAUAAAAAAAGGAGGAAGCGAGGUGAAGAUAAACGAAGUGAAAAGUAAAAAAAAAGGGGGGGAGGGGGAAGUAAGAUCAUUCGACAUACUCAAUUAUUAGGAAGAAAACUGACUAACAUGACCUAAGAAAAUAUGAGACGAAGGAAAAUUACUGGGAAAUCAAGUAGAGAAAUAAAUAUAUAACAAAAAAUUCCAAAAUCACGAAAAAAAGCAAGAAAUGAUCGAAGAAAAUAAGACUAAAAGUGAAAACCGAAGGGAAGUCACACACACACACACACACACACACACACACACACACACACACACACACACACACACCACUACCACCCUCUUACCACAUACAUCCAACGACCCCUCCCUCCAUCCCCCCUACACCACCACCCCUCGCUCCCCCCUGAAACAAAAGGCUGUGGGAUAUUCUGUGCGCCCACCCCACCCCACCCCUCCUACUCAGAGGCCCUAAUAUUACCUCGCUGGAGUUCGGAUAAGCCGUAAUGAAAGCAAAAUCUUCCCAGUCGAUCACCAGGCGCACACACACACACACACACACACACACACACACACACACACACAUAUAUAUACCUAACAUGGAGAAAUUUUUUCAAGGAAUGUGUGGGAAACUUUUUCCCUCAUAUUUCAUAACUCAAUAACUCAUAAGUCAAGGAAGGAAGCGAGUGUGUGUGUACGUGUCUGUGGAGAGAAAGAAAAUGGGAGAAGGGAGCAUGGGAAGGAAGAGGAGGAGGAGGAGGAGAUGGAAGAAGGGUUAAAGGAGGAGGAAGAGGAGGAGGGGAAAAAAAAAGAGGAAAAACAAGGGAAAGAUAAAACUAAAUAAAAAAAAAACUCUAAUAAAAAAACAACAACGAAAGAGAAAAGAAAGAAAGGCUGGAAAGUAGAAGGGAUCAUGAGAAAGAAGCGGAGGAGGAUGAGAUGGAAAAAAGGCAAGAGAAUGAGAAAGAGGAAGAAAAAGAAAAAAUGACAAAAGAAAGACGAAAGGAAGAUAAAACUAAUAAAAUAAAAACUCAAAAAAUACAAAAAGAAAUAGUACACUCAACACAAAAGAGAAGACACUAUAAGAUGUUUCACUGGUAUUACUUCGGGGGAGAGAGAGAGAGAGAGAGAGAGAGAGAGAGAGAGAGAGAGAGAGAGAGAGAGAGAGAGAGAGAACGUUAUCGCGAGCUCGCUGUCAAGAGUGACGUCCACACAUACAUAAAUACAUCCAUAACAUACUUACACCUAAUAUAUAUACAGAGAUAUGACAGGAUAUUACCCCCUUUACGUCACACACACACACACACACACACACACACACACACACACACACACACACGUGAACACAUUACCGACCAUUGCAAAAGAAGAAUAAAAACAGGAUUUCCACCUGCCAGCCUUCCUCCAAUAUUCAAUCAUUCCCACGCAGGCAAAAACUUCCGGAAAAACAGGACCAGCCGAGGCAAGAGAAAAAAAAAAGAGAAAGGAAAGAUGGCAUACGUAACAAAGGAAUCAGAAAGGAAACAGGUGACAAAAAGAAAAACAAAGAAUAGCCAAGAAAAAGAAAAUAAAGAACCAGCCGAUGUAAAAAAAAAAGAACAAGAGAAAAGAUAGCAUGCACAACAAAGGAAUCAGAAGGGAACCAGGACAGCCAACAAAAGCAGAAAAAAACAGACAAUAAAAAUCUACGGAAACCAACGGGAAAGGAAACACAGAA
Molecule: messenger RNA, 7861 nt
Organism: Eriocheir sinensis (Chinese mitten crab)
Lineage: Eukaryota; Metazoa; Arthropoda; Malacostraca; Decapoda; Varunidae
Product: PDF receptor-like
Exons: 13
Coding region: 872-2236 (454 amino acids)
Biological process (GO): cell surface receptor signaling pathway; adenylate cyclase-modulating G protein-coupled receptor signaling pathway
Cellular component (GO): plasma membrane
Molecular function (GO): G protein-coupled peptide receptor activity
Source: RefSeq, a predicted model, not a curated record